Messenger RNA from Dendronephthya gigantea, 3232 nucleotides. Its product is annotated as synaptotagmin-15-like. Gene Ontology annotation, molecular function: calcium-dependent phospholipid binding; phosphatidylserine binding; clathrin binding. Gene Ontology annotation, cellular component: membrane. Bases 870 to 2264 code for a protein of 464 amino acids. The transcript has 5 exons. Gene Ontology annotation, biological process: regulation of calcium ion-dependent exocytosis; calcium-ion regulated exocytosis; cellular response to calcium ion. Lineage: Eukaryota; Metazoa; Cnidaria; Anthozoa; Malacalcyonacea; Nephtheidae. The record is from RefSeq and is a predicted model, not a curated record.
CUGUAACCUCAAUGUUAGUUUCUGGUUGGGUAAGGAUUAUGGAUUGUAUUUUAAAGUUAGGAUUAUAUAUAAUUGUGGUAUAUAUAUAGCGGGACAUGCAUGGAAUUACUAUAAGUGAACUAUAUAUAUACAUAUAUAUAGGUCUCUAGAACACUUGGGCAGAAAUCUCAUCCGCCAAUUCUGAUAAAAAAAUUCUUCCUUGCAAUUCCCGCAAAUUACAGAAAGCUUGCUCCCUCGAUUUUGAGCAAAUUGCUUGCAUGCAUGGAUGUAUGUGAAUUUGCAAAGAGAAAGUUGAUGCUUUAAGACUUUUUUGGGAACAGAUUUUAAUUCCGUUAAAGAUCCAUAUUUUUUAAAACGUCAUUGUCUUGUGUUUAACACGAAGUAUAUUCGCUCGUGCAUGCAUGCAUGCAUAAGUUUGUUUUUAUAUUCAAAUUAUCAAAUGUAUAGGGAUAAUUACAUAUCUAAAAUGUUGCAAAUAUGAAAUAUUUGAACAUAAAUGAACCCUUUCUCGCCACGCUUACAGACUGGCGCUUGCAAUCACUCGGUUGCACGCGCUCACUAAAUCAUUAGCGUCUUCCGGGGUAAUAUAAGUUAGUCGUAUUUAUACAGUGACAAUAAGUAGACGCUUCUUUCGAUCAAUAUGCUUCUCAUUACUUUACAAUCGUGAGAGAAAUUAGCAUAUAUAGUUUAUUGCAUACUGAUAAGCAAGUAUAGUUGAUGCGGAGUGCUUUGAAUUAGAGCAUCAAUAUCGACAGGUGGCCGGGACAAAUGAUAUAGACGCAUACACGAUAUGACAUCGCUUCGAGUCUUUACGAAAUGUCACCGAGGUAUUGAGUCAGCUGAAUAUACUUGCCGUCUUUCACACAAUUAUGCGACCAAAACAACAGUUUGGCGGUUUGUCCGACUCGAAAUAUCUUCAAGACGAGGUUCCCAGAAGGACCGUUAAGAAGACAGCCGUUGAUAACAAAGAAACUACACUAUCAACGCCAGCGAUCGCAGGUAUUGUAGUGUUUGCUGUUGUUUUCAUCUGCGCCAUUUUAAUGUUCAUAUUUUUCCGGAGAAGGAGAAAAAAUUCAUCGGAAAGCUAUCGGAAGUCGCCGUCACGUGCCGUCAAACAUCGGCCGGUCACGGUGCAGACGUCGACGCAUCAGUUGACCAGCUCCGGGCCAAUUCCCGCUGCGCCGGACUACAGUAAGUCCGGGCUCGGGAGACGGACGACCUAUAAUAACAUCAAUAAUAACAAUAUGCUGGAAAAUAGCUCAAGCGAAGAAGAAGGUUUUGACGGGAAUGAACUGGUGCAAAGAUUUGACUGGAGCUCACCGCGGCGGCGAAAGAAUAAUUCGCCGUCGAAAGAGGAUGUAAUCGUCGCAAACAACACAGACGAAGACAGAAUCGACGCGGGGCAAGAGGAUAUCAAAGACGAAACAAACUAUCCGUUGGGUCACAUUGGUCGUAUCUGGUUUCGGACAGACUACCAAUCUGCUACAGAAAAGCUCCAAGUAAACAUUAUUAGAAUACGUCAUCUGCCUAACCGAGAUGAUUCUAAUGUGCCUCCCGACCCUCAGGUACGUCUGUACCUUCUACCGGAUGACCGCUGUCAGCAUCAGACUGAGGUCAAAAGAAAAACUCGGAAUCCAAAUUUUUGCGAAGUGUUCAACUUUCAAGUAGCCCGCGAUCAUCUGCGUCAGCGCGUCCUUCGGCUUUCCGUCUAUGAUCAUGGCGAAGGCCGUCGUGGUGACGUCAUUGGUCACGUUUUAUAUUCGUUAAAAGAUGAGGCAUUCGGCGGUUCGGAAAUUUGGCGUGAUUUCGAAACGCUUUCGGAGGUUGAAUCGAAGCUUGGAGAUCUUCACGUGUCAUUGGCUCACUAUCCUAUUCUUGAUAGACUGACGGUUAUUGUUUUAAGGGCCAUCAAUCUUCCACUUUAUAAAGGAAUGAGCAAUCCAGAUACUUACGUCAAAGUGACAUUUUCGAAAGGCAACAACGUGCUAAAGGUGAAGAAAACCAACGUUAAAUGCGGCACAAUAGAGCCAUUUUACAAUGAAACAUUUCACAUCAACGCGACGAGCGACGAUCUCCCGGCAUGCAGCUUGCUGCUGUCCGUGUAUCAAAGUACCGGAAGUGACGCAACAACUGAGGGAAAGCUGAUUGGUCGAGUAUUGUUAGGCGGUAUGAUGUACGCACGAGGCAAGGAACUUGAGCACUGGACUGAUAUGUUAUGUCAACCCAGGACUAUGGUGAAAUACUGGCAUUCACUUGGGAAAUAGCCAAAUAACAAUGAGAUUGUAAAACAUAGAAUGUCCCAAAAAACGCAGUUCGGGAUGUUCAAAGAAAAAGGCCUUUGAUAUUUAAGAUCUUAGCUUGCUAGAAUGGAUCAUUUCCGUGCAUAUUAAUUAACUAAAAUCAAAAGUAAGAAAAUUCAUCAGGGCAUCCCAAAACAUACCCUUUAAAUAAACAACGUGACAACUUCAUUUUUGUCAACCAUGGAUGGAGUCAUUUAACAUGAAUUCGCCCCUCUCCCUUGCUACGCCCUGAACGGUAUUGCCGAGGCACCUAAUGAUGUCAUGACCUCAGUCGAUCAAAAUUUCAUUCAAGAGUUUAAUUUAUUUGCUUCAAAGAUAUGAAAAUUUGCGUCGCGUUGGGGGAUAAUGUAAUUCAGUGUGUGUGUGUGCCUUUAAGCCUGGAUCUCGUAUGUCACCGACGGUCGGCGAUACCUAUUGUCCCUGGUCACUGAUGAAUGAAGUGUUUUAUUAUUUUCAAUAAAUGUUCUUCGUCACCAGCUACAAACAAUACAUCGCCGACUGUCGGUGACAUAUGAGAACCAGGUUUUUGCACACGGUCGUCGCUAGAAGCUUAAUUAGGGUGCAUAUUCACAUAUUCAUGUUUAUACAACCUUAGAAACAAUAGCUAACAAAAGAAAUCUUUCGGCCAUAAGACGAAUAUAUGAAUAUGCAACCCCCCAAUUAAUUAUGCUUCUAGCGACGAUAGAAUAUGGCUAUAAUUUUUAACUUCUAGCUCACAGAUUGGUUAUGAAGCAAAUUGUUCCAGGAUUGUAUUGUGAAUAAACUACUUCUCGGCCAUUUUUUAUUGCAACUCACCAUGAGAUGAUUGAUAUACGCUGGCUAUCUCGACCAAUCAAAUUGCAGAAUAGCUCACAUAUUGAGUAUAUGUUUAAUAAUUAGUCUAAGACUAAUUGGGUCAGUAUAUAUAAAUUGCGAGGUGUUUACAAAUAAUA